UUUAACUUCUCUCUAAUUAGUGCUGUUACGAUACGGGAAGGAUGAUUUUCCUGCUUGAGAAAUUUAAACUCAACUUGAUGCCAUCAAUAUGAAUAUGGGAAGAGAAGCCAGUCUGCAACUGUUGUACAACGAGCAUCUUUACUACACGAAAGGUCAAGCAACUGUCCUUAAAAAGAAGAAAGUUAUUUUGAAGGAGAAGAAAAUUGGAGAGGAGUUUUCUUUUUUCAAGCUUGCUGAUGUACAGUUUCAACAAGAGGAGUUAUGUUUUCUUGAGAGGGAUGAACUGGAGUAUAAAGUUCCAGGCCCUGUCCAGCACCUUUGUGGUACUGCAAAGAAACAAUUUCAACGCAAGCGUUUCCAUACCCUUUGUGUUUUGACAUAUGAUAUUCAGAAAAAAACCUCAAGCCUUCAAAGGUUUUAUGAAGAAUCUAACAGUGGUGAAAUUUGCAUCAAGAAGAUAGCAACACUGAAAAGAAGAUUAGAUUCAAUUUUAGGACCAUGUUUUUCUUGGUUUGUGGACACUGUGGAAGAUGUAGGGUAUGGACCUUCAAUAAAGUUAAGACUUUUGAUCACAUCACAAAACCUGUGUUUAUUGGACCAUAAAAUGCAGCUUCUCUACUUCCAUCAACUAGAUAAAGACAACCCUAAUAUUACUAUCAGUUACGACAACAAUAGAAAUGUGCUAGAAAUGAACUUCAAGGAAAUAUGCCCAUGUUCUCCCAAUUUCCAGAGUAUGAAAUGUAUACGGGUGCUGACAGGACUUGGGGAGGAAAUCAAGAGCAAGGUGGAAACUAUUUUGAUGGGAAGUCUGCCACCAACAGGACAUAUCCGAAAUUGGAGAUUUGACAAUUUAGAAGUGCGUAGUGUUAUUGAAGACUUUGAAGAUGUAGAAGAAAUUUCUCCCCCAACACCACAUUUUCAAAUGCAUAUCACCCUACCACCUCCAUGUCAGCAUGGUCAAAAAUCACCUGUAGAAAAUGAUGACAGUGCCCAGUCAGACUUCAUUCCUGAACUGGUCUCGCCCCUGCCGAGAAAUCCAGGGUUAUUCCGAACACAGAGCAUGAACGGCAAAUGUGUAAAUCAUGUGUAUCAAAAUGAGGAAUUCUGUAAAUCUCACUCGAGGCGUGCACACGAGGAUGGCAGUUACACUUGUCCUUUCAGGGAUGACCGACACAAUCGGCUUAGCUCUGAGUUUGGUGAUGUCAACAUUACAGCCAUGAGGAAACAUGAAUACUGGUUUGAUGUGAGUUUCAAAAGACGAAGCAUCGACAAAAUUUACUCAAGACUGGAUGAGAAUUCAACAAAUCUAAAAGAAGUCUGGAACCCUAAUACUGACUGUUCUCUAAAUAUCCCAAUACCUGCUGUCAAUCCAACUGCCUGUGGAAUGGAAGAUGAUGUAUACUGGAACACUGAUUUAUGUCUAUGUAUUCAGCAAGUGUUCGAGUCUAAGCUUAGGAAGUCCGAACUUAUGGAAGCCUUGGAUGUGACAUGGGAACAACUAGUGGCUCUCUUUAUUCACCUUGAUGUCAGGACACUCCAUGUUAAAGCCAAGGACUGGAAGGACUUUGCAGAUAUCCUAGGGCUGCCAAUACGAGAUAUAGAAAUCAUCCAGCAUUUCUGUUACACAUACCAUGAGUGGCCCAUGUUCAUUAUUUUGUCCUAUUGGAUGAUGCUGUCAAGAAAGCGCCGCGAGACAUUGCCAUCAUGUCGUCACAUCGAGCUCAAAAAGAUAUUACAAAGACUUGGUCGACAUGAUUUAUUGAAAAUCCUUACCACCAGAAAUGUGAACGAACACAUUCAAGUGGCACAGGAACAGGAAAGCACACACCUGUAGGAUGUGAUA
This is a messenger RNA of Ylistrum balloti, 1843 nucleotides long. RefSeq lists its product as uncharacterized. Bases 89 to 1834 code for a protein of 581 amino acids. Gene Ontology annotation, molecular function: protein binding. Lineage: Eukaryota; Metazoa; Mollusca; Bivalvia; Pectinida; Pectinidae. The record is from RefSeq and is a predicted model, not a curated record. The transcript has 9 exons. Gene Ontology annotation, biological process: signal transduction.